Dermochelys coriacea (leatherback sea turtle) is the source of this 5925-nucleotide messenger RNA. RefSeq names its product myosin heavy chain 9 (gene MYH9). Gene Ontology annotation, cellular component: myosin complex. NCBI's taxonomy places the organism in Eukaryota, Metazoa, Chordata, Testudines, Dermochelyidae. Gene Ontology annotation, molecular function: ATP binding; actin filament binding; cytoskeletal motor activity. The record is from RefSeq and is a predicted model, not a curated record.
CUCCUUGGCCGCGGCCGCUCCGCCCGGCUUGAAACCUCGCAGUGCCGGGGAGUUAGAGGUGUUAAAGCCGGAGCAGCGCGGCGGUUGAGCGCUGAGUCUGUGCAAGGAACCGGCCCCGAGGACCAGUCUCUCACCGCAAGCAGCAGGCGCCGCCGCCGCGGCUCGUCCCAGGCUUUGGCCGGACUCAGGUCCCUUAUUAUAAAUCACCAUGGCUCAAAAAGACGUUGAUAAGUACCUUUACGUGGACAAAAACCUCAUCAACAACCCCCUGGCUCAGGCUGACUGGGCAGCCAAGAAACUGGUGUGGGUUCCAUCGGAGAAGAAUGGGUUUGAGGCGGCCAGUCUGAAGGAGGAAGUGGGAGAUGAGGCCAUUGUGGAGCUGGCAGAAAAUGGAAAGAAAGUGAGAAUAAACAAAGAUGACAUCCAGAAGAUGAAUCCACCCAAAUUCUCUAAAGUGGAAGAUAUGGCAGAGCUGACCUGCCUGAAUGAGGCUUCUGUGCUGCACAACUUGAAGGAGAGAUACUACUCAGGGCUCAUCUAUACCUACUCAGGCCUUUUCUGUGUGGUUAUAAAUCCCUACAAGAACCUGCCCAUAUAUUCCGAGGAGAUUGUGGAGAUGUACAAAGGCAAAAAGAGGCAUGAGAUGCCUCCUCACAUAUACGCAAUCACAGACACUGCCUACAGGAGUAUGAUGCAAGAUCGAGAGGAUCAGUCCAUUCUGUGCACAGGUGAAUCAGGAGCUGGUAAGACUGAGAACACCAAGAAGGUCAUUCAAUAUUUGGCUCAUGUUGCUUCCUCACACAAGAGUAAAAAAGACCAGGGAGAGCUCGAGAGGCAGUUGCUUCAGGCUAACCCUAUCCUGGAGGCUUUUGGAAAUGCCAAGACAGUGAAGAAUGACAACUCCUCGAGAUUUGGCAAGUUCAUAAGAAUCAACUUUGAUGUCAAUGGCUACAUUGUCGGAGCCAAUAUUGAGACUUAUCUCUUGGAGAAAUCGCGUGCAAUUCGUCAAGCCAAAGAAGAGCGAACCUUCCAUAUCUUCUAUUAUCUAUUGUCUGGAGCAGGGGAGCACCUGAAAACUGAUCUGCUGUUGGAGCCUUACAACAAGUACAGAUUCCUUUCAAAUGGGCAUGUUACGAUCCCGGGUCAGCAAGACAAGGAUAUGUUUCAGGAGACCCUGGAGGCAAUGAAAAUCAUGAGCAUCCCAGAUGAGGAGCAGAUAGGUCUGCUGAGAGUGAUCUCGGGUGUUCUUCAGCUUGGCAACAUAGUCUUCAAGAAAGAGCGCAACACGGACCAAGCUUCUAUGCCAGACAAUACAGCUGCUCAGAAAGUAUCCCACCUUUUGGGUAUCAAUGUGACAGACUUCACCAGGGGAAUCCUAAGCCCUCGUAUCAAGGUGGGACGAGACUACGUCCAGAAAGCUCAGACUAAAGAGCAGGCUGACUUUGCCAUCGAGGCACUGGCCAAAGCCACUUAUGAGCGUAUGUUCCGUUGGCUGGUGAUGCGCAUCAACAAGGCCCUGGAUAAGACCAAAAGGCAGGGGGCAUCCUUCAUAGGAAUCCUUGACAUUGCCGGCUUUGAGAUUUUUGAACUGAACUCAUUUGAACAGCUGUGUAUUAACUACACAAAUGAGAAGUUACAGCAACUCUUCAAUCAUACCAUGUUCAUUCUGGAACAAGAGGAGUACCAGCGGGAGGGCAUAGAAUGGAACUUCAUUGACUUUGGCCUGGACCUACAGCCCUGCAUCGAGCUUAUAGAGAAGCCGGCGGGGCCCCCUGGUAUAUUGGCUUUGUUGGAUGAAGAGUGCUGGUUCCCAAAAGCAACUGACAGAAGCUUUGUGGAAAAGGUGGUGCAGGAACAAGGCAACCACCCCAAAUUCCAGAAGCCAAAACAGCUGAAAGACAAAGCUGACUUCUGCAUUAUUCACUAUGCUGGCAAGGUGGAUUACAAAGCAGAUGAGUGGCUGAUGAAGAACAUGGAUCCUUUGAAUGAUAACAUUGCUACUCUUCUCCACCAGUCCUCGGACAAGUUUGUGUCUGAGCUGUGGAAAGAUGUUGAUCGUAUAGUUGGGCUGGAUCAGGUGGCUGGUAUGUCAGAUACAGCAUUGCCAGGAGCCUUUAAAACCAGGAAGGGUAUGUUCCGAACAGUGGGACAGCUCUACAAAGAACAGCUAUCCAAGCUGAUGGCUACCCUGAGGAACACCAACCCCAACUUUGUCCGCUGCAUCAUCCCCAAUCAUGAGAAGAAGGCUGGCAAACUGGACCCCCAUUUAGUCCUGGAUCAGCUCCGCUGUAAUGGAGUGCUGGAAGGAAUCCGUAUCUGCCGACAGGGCUUCCCCAAUAGAGUUGUCUUCCAGGAGUUCAGACAAAGAUAUGAGAUCCUGACUCCAAAUUCAAUUCCCAAAGGAUUCAUGGAUGGAAAGCAGGCCUGUGUGCUGAUGAUCAAAGCAUUGGAGCUGGAUCCAAACCUGUACCGAAUUGGACAGAGUAAAGUUUUUUUCAGAGCUGGAGUCCUCGCUCACCUUGAGGAGGAAAGAGACCUGAAGAUCACAGAUGUCAUUAUUGAGUUCCAAGCGUGCUGCAGAGGAUACCUAGCCAGAAAGGCCUUUGCCAAACGUCAACAGCAACUAACUGCAAUGAAGGUGCUUCAGAGGAAUUGUGCUGCCUACUUGAAGCUGCGUAAUUGGCAGUGGUGGAGGCUGUUCACCAAGGUGAAACCUCUGCUGCAGGUAAGCAGGCAGGAAGAGGAGAUGAUGGCCAAGGAAGAAGAGCUGGUGAAGGUCAAGGAGAGGCAGCUGGCUGCAGAAAACAGACUGACUGAAAUGGAGACCCUCCAAACACAGCUAAUAGCAGAGAAGCUGCAGCUUCAGGAGCAGCUGCAGGCAGAAACUGAGCUCUGUGCUGAGGCUGAGGAGAUAAGGGCCCGUCUAACAGCAAAGAAACAAGAGUUGGAGGAAAUCUGUCAUGACCUGGAGGCUAGGGUGGAGGAAGAGGAGGAACGGUGUCAACACCUGCAGGUUGAGAAGAAGAAAAUGCAGCAGAACAUUCAGGAACUAGAGGAGCAGCUGGAGGAAGAGGAAAGUGCAAGGCAGAAGUUGCAGCUGGAGAAGGUGACCACAGAGGCUAAGCUGAAGAAGCUGGAGGAAGAUCUGAUAGUUCUGGAAGACCAGAAUCUCAAACUGGGCAAGGAGAAGAAACUGUUGGAAGACAGAAUAUCUGAGUUCACAACCAAUCUAACUGAGGAAGAGGAGAAGUCGAAGAGUCUGGCUAAACUCAAGAACAAACAUGAGGCCAUGAUUACAGAUCUGGAAGAACGUCUGCGUCGUGAAGAGAAGCAGCGGCAGGAGUUGGAGAAGACUCGCAGGAAGCUUGAGGGAGACUCCACUGAUCUGCAUGACCAGAUUGCUGAGCUGCAGGCUCAGAUUGCAGAACUCAAAAUGCAGCUGGCCAAGAAGGAGGAAGAACUCCAAGCAGCCUUGGCUAGGGUGGAGGAGGAGGCAGCCCAGAAGAACAUGGCUUUGAAAAAGAUCCGGGAGCUGGAAUCUCAGAUCACUGAACUGCAGGAAGACCUGGAGUCUGAGCGGACAGCUAGGAACAAAGCAGAGAAACAGAAGCGCGAUCUGGGAGAGGAGCUGGAGGCACUGAAAACCGAGCUAGAGGAUACGCUAGAUUCAACUGCUGCACAGCAGGAACUCAGGUCAAAACGGGAACAGGAAGUGACUCUUCUGAAGAGGACCCUGGAUGAUGAAGCAAAGACCCAUGAGGCACAAAUCCAGGAGAUAAGGCAGAAACAUUCACAGGCACUGGAGGAGCUGGCAGAGCAACUGGAACAAACCAAGCGGGUGAAAACAAAUCUUGAGAAGGCAAAGCAGUCUCUGGAGAGUGAGCGUGCUGAGCUGUCCAAUGAGGUGAAGGUGCUUCUGCAAGGCAAAGGGGACUCUGAGAACAAGCGAAAGAAAGUAGAGGCCCAGCUCCAAGAGCUACAGGUGAAAUUUACGGAUGGUGAGAGAGUGCGGACAGAGCUGGCCGAGAAAGUCACCAAACUCCAGGUUGAGCUGGACAACAUCACAGGCCUUCUGAAUCAGUCUGACAGCAAGUCAAUCAAAUUAGCGAAAGACUUCUCUUGCUCUGGUUCACAGCUUCAGGAUACCCAGGAGCUUCUGCAGGAGGAGACUCGCCAGAAGCUGAGCCUCAGCACCAAACUGAAGAAGGUGGAGGAUGAGAAGAACAGCUUCAAAGAGCAGCUGGAGGAAGAAGAGGAGGCAAAGAGGAACCUGGAGAAACAGAUCUCUGCCCUUCAGCUGCAGGUAGCAGACACAAAGAAAAAAAUGGAUGAUGGCCUGGGCUGCCUGGAGGCAGUGGAGGAAGCCAAGAAAAAGCUGCAGAAGGACUUGGAGGCCAUGAGCCAGCGUUAUGAGGAGAAGGCAGCUGCUUAUGACAAGUUGGAAAAAACAAAGACCCGGCUGCAGCAAGAAUUGGAUGACCUCAUUGUGGACCUUGAUCACCAGCGGCAGAUAGUCUCCAACCUGGAGAAGAAGCAGAAGAAGUUUGAUCAGCUGUUGGCAGAGGAGAAGAACAUCUCCGCCAAGUAUGCAGAGGAGAGGGACCGAGCUGAGGCAGAAGCCCGCGAGAAGGAGACCAAAUCCCUGUCCAUGGCCAGAGCCCUGGAAGAAGCCAUGGAGCAGAAGGCAGAGCUGGAGCGGCUCAAUAAGCAGUUCCGCACAGAGAUGGAAGACCUGAUGAGUUCCAAGGAUGAUGUUGGCAAGAGUGUUCAUGAGCUGGAGAAAUCUAAGCGAGCCCUGGAGCAGCAGGUGGAGGAGAUGAAGACCCAGCUGGAAGAGUUAGAGGAUGAGUUGCAGGCCACAGAGGAUGCCAAGCUGCGGCUGGAAGUGAACCAGCAAGCCAUGAAGGCGCAGUUUGAGCGCGACCUCCAGAGCCGGGAUGAGCAGAAUGAGGAGAAGAAGAAACAACUGAUCAGACAGGUACGAGAGAUGGAGGUGGAGCUGGAAGACGAGAGGAAGCAGCGCUCCAUGGCUGUGGCUGCCAGAAAGAAGUUGGAGAUGGACCUGAAGGAUCUGGAAGUCCAGAUAGACUCUGCCAACAAGAAUCGUGAUGAAGCCAUCAAACAGCUCCGCAAACUGCAGGCCCAAAUGAAGGAUUACAUGCGGGAGCUGGAUGAUGCACGCACCUCCAGAGAAGAGAUUUUGGUCCAAGCCAAAGAGAAUGAGAAGAAGAUGAAGAACAUGGAGGCUGAGAUGAUGCAAAUGCAGGAGGAACUUGCAGCUGCUGAACGUGCCAAGCGCCAGGCCCAGCAAGAGAGGGAUGAGUUGGCUGAUGAGAUAGCCAACAGCAGUGGCAAAGGAGCCCUGGCCUUGGAGGAAAAGCGACGUCUAGAGGCCCGGAUAGCUCAGCUGGAGGAGGAGUUAGAGGAGGAGCAGAGCAACACAGAGAUGGUCAACGACCGGCUUAAGAAAGCAAACCUUCAGAUCGAUCAGAUAAAUACUGACUUGAAUGCCGAGCGCAGCAAUGCCCAGAAGAACGAAAAUGCUCGCCAGCAGAUGGAGCGUCAGAACAAGGAGCUUAAGGCCAAGCUGCAGGAGAUGGAGAGUGCAGUGAAGUCCAAGUACAAGGCUUCCAUCACUGCCUUGGAGGCAAAGAUAGCACAGCUGGAAGAGCAGCUGGACUCGGAGACCAAGGAGCGCCAGGCUGCAGGCAAACAAGUGCGCCGUGCUGAGAAGAAGCUGAAGGAUGUCUUGCUGCAGAGGGAUGAGAGACAUACUGAGCAGUACAAAGAUCAGGUAGAUAAGGCAAACGUGCGCUGAAGCAGCUGAAGCGCCAGCUUGAGGAAGCAGAGGAAGAGGCCCAGCGAGCCAAGCAUCCCGCAGAAAGCGCAGCGCGAGCUGGAGGAUGCCACUGAAACAGCUGAUGC